This is a messenger RNA of Penicillium samsonianum, 1902 nucleotides long. RefSeq lists its product as uncharacterized. NCBI's taxonomy places the organism in Eukaryota, Fungi, Ascomycota, Eurotiomycetes, Eurotiales, Aspergillaceae. The record is from RefSeq and is a predicted model, not a curated record. The transcript has 6 exons. Bases 115 to 1803 code for a protein of 562 amino acids. Gene Ontology annotation, molecular function: RNA binding.
CUCAAGUUUUCGCUCUUCUGUUACUUUUGUUUUGCUCUAUUCUGAUUUACUAGGGUUACACUUGCUCCCGUGACUAGCUCUCUUAUCGAUUUAUUGACCGCUCACUGUUUUAUCAUGGCUGACCCAGAGGAUGGAGAUGAUCUCUUUGCUGAUCUUUACGAUGCUGAUGAUUCCACCAAUCGCACCACUGAAGCGGUUGAGGCGCCGAAGCCUACUGAUCUAGGCGCGACCAACUUUGCUCCUACUGGAGACGGUGCUGGAGAGGGCUUCGCACCUGCCCCUGUUGCCACAUAUGAAUCGCACCCUCCUCAGCCUUCGAUGUUUGACCCGGGUUACCAAAAUGGCUCCGGAAACGCUUAUGGCGCCCCUGCCACUCCCCAGGCACCCCCUCCUGUCGAGACCGAGUCUCACGGAACAGGAAUCAAAGAAGACGGAAAGAUGUUCAUUGGUGGUCUGAACUGGGAGACUACAGACGAGUCACUCCGUGACUAUUUCUCUCAAUUCGGUGAGGUUCAGGAGUGCACCGUCAUGCGGGAUAGCGCCACUGGACGCUCUCGCGGCUUUGGGUUUUUGACUUUCCGUGACGCUAAGACUGUCAAUACUGUAAUGGUGAAGGAGCAUUAUCUGGAUGGAAAAAUUAUCGAUCCCAAGCGUGCUAUUCCUCGCGACGAACAGGAGAAGACUUCAAAGAUUUUCGUUGGUGGUGUUAGCCAGGAGGCUACUGAGCAGGACUUCAAGCAAUUCUUUAUGCAGUUUGGCCGUGUUGUGGAUGCCACUCUUAUGAUGGACAAGGACACCGGACGUCCUCGUGGAUUUGGUUUCGUUACUUUCGACGGUGAUGCUGCUGUUGAGAAGGCUCUCUCCCGUCCUCUUGAGAUUCUGGGCAAGCCAAUUGAGGUCAAGAAAGCCCAGCCCCGUGGCAACCUGCGUGAGAACAACGAACAACGCGGAGGGGGCCACCGCAACGGAGGAUACCGCGACCAAAACCAGAACGACGGAGGUCAGCAGCAAGCCCCUCAGCAGGGACAGGGUAGUUCGAUGACUCCUCAAAUGAUGGCCCAAUACUGGCAACGCAUGCAACAGUACUUUACCAUGAUGCAGCAGCAGAUGGCCGGUCAGGGAGGAAUGCCCGGCAUGAACAUGGGCGGUGCUAUGAACAUGAACCCCGCUAUGAUGGCCCAGAUGCAACAAAUGCAGCAGAUGCAGAUGCGUCAGCAGCAGCAGCAGCAGCAGAUGGGUGCCCAGCAGCAAGGUGCUAUGAGCCCCGGCCCCGGCCCUCAGAGCCCUGGCUCCCAGCAGGCCAUGCCCAACAUGAUGAACCCCGCUAUGAUGCAGCCCAACCAAGCCAAUGCCCCCGGUGGUCCAGGCAGCGAUUGCGCCAGCCCUGUCCCCAACGCCGCCGCUAUGGCCGCCAACUACAGUAACAACGGAACCCCAAACGCAGCCAGAGGACAGACUGGACCUGGAUACAAUGCGACCGAGCAGAUUGCCUUCGAGCAGCAAAAGUACGAACAACAGCAGAUUAACCGCUCGAUGGACCCUCGCGGUUUCUCGCCUUACCAGCAGCAGGGUGGCCCAACUUCGUGGGAGGGCAUGUACGAUGAAGUUCCUCAACCUCACGUCCCGACCGGACCAGCAGGUAUGAGACGCAUUGGAAGUUCGGGUAGUGGAACCACUCCUCAGCCCCAGAGCACUGCACCCGCUAAUGCUCCCACUGGACCCCGUAACGCCGGCAAGCCUGGUGCGAACUACCGUGGUGGUGGCCGAGGUGGACACCGCACCUUCCACCCCUACCAGCGCUAGUCUCCUCGUUGUGGCUCCUUCAAGUGACGCAUUUAGUCUCUUCUCGUUUCAGAUACAACUUCGUUUCUUUCAUGUGUUUUUUAAGUCUUUUUUUUUUUU